Drosophila serrata is the source of this 909-nucleotide messenger RNA. RefSeq lists its product as uncharacterized. The record is from RefSeq and is a predicted model, not a curated record. NCBI's taxonomy places the organism in Eukaryota, Metazoa, Arthropoda, Insecta, Diptera, Drosophilidae.
UGUAAGGAGCAAAAAUAAAGCUGCGCCCGGCGACGAGCGCUUGUAAACAAAUUAGAACCGUAUCCUGACCGGAAGUCGAGGCGCAACAAAAAAAGGAAAAUAAAAAUACUGAAACAAAACAGACACAGGACCCAAAAAAUGGACAGUCAGAUUUCUCUCAGUGCCUUCCGGCUGCUUUCCAUAUGGGGCAUGUCACCGAUCCAACCAUAAGGCGGCGGACUUCUUGUUGUUGCUCCUCCUCCUCCUCCUCCUCCUCUGCCUACCGCAGAUGCUUGCGUCCAGAAACCAAAAGACUGAAUGGAACGAGGGGCAUUCAUAUACUUGUAGAAAGUUUCUGAAGCGAGGAGGUGGGGAGAAAUCAACGUCACAAAUGGACAACACACGUGGGGCAUCCCAAGAUGACGGGGAUGAAAUCCCCCUGGCAACCUUUUGGAGGCUGUUAAAAAGCCAAAGUCGAAAUAGCUGCGAGAAAGUAAAGCCGCUCGUAAAACUCAAACGAGGCGCGAAGCAGCACCAGGAGCAGAAGGAGCUGAAGGAGCAAAAGGAGCUCAAGGAGCAGACCGAGGCCAGAAGGGAGCGCAAAAACAUAGCGCCAAAUAACCGCAGCCAUAACGAUGAUGCUCCCCUCCCUCCUUGGCAUCCUUGGAUUCCUCCAAGGACCUCCGAACAACAGGACCAUGCGGCGACGUUUGCCGCCAUUUUGUAGAAGAAAAGUGCAUAUAAUAAAAUAAAAUAGCAACACGAACAACACACAUACACAUUCACAUACAGGACCACGAAUGGAGAGGUGGGUCACAAAAAAUGGCACGGCAUUAAAACUGAACACAAAAGUUAAGUUUCAUAAACGAAUAUGGAAACACUCUACUUUAAAUUUCAAUUUAACUAAGUCUUAUUAAUAUAUCAAUAAAG